CUGUUAUUGUUUAAUUACAGGUUGUUGGUAUAUACUAUGGAGCUAAGAGACAAUACGAGCCAGUACCAGGAAAGACGAUUGAUUGGCCGGGUAGUGUGAUUCCACCUGAUACUCCAAAAUGUGGAUUUGAAAACGAGUUGUGCCCACCUACUGAUAACAGUCCAAUGACUCUAUGGAUCAUGGGUGCAAUGGCCAUUAUCAUUCUGAGUGCUGUUGUCAUUAUUCUUUUUGUGUUGAGGAAAUAUCGAUUGGAGAGAGAAUUAUCAAACAUGUCAUGGCGAAUACGAUGGGAGGACAUCAGUUUCAAUAGCAAAGGAGAUAAAAUGCGUAAACUUGGAAGUCGGAUGAGUCUCGCUUCGGGAUCAGCCGAGUCUGGUACCAGUGUUUGGGGGAAUAAUCAGCAGAUCUUCACGGUCACCGGCUUUUAUAAGGGUAACGUGAUUGCAAUCAAGCGAGUGAAUCGCCAGAGGGUCGAGCUCAACAGGAAUGUACUAAUGGAAAUCAAACACGUCCGUGACCUUCAGCAUGAUCACGUGAUCAAGUUUAUCGGAGCAUGCAUCGACGCACCCAACAUCAGCAUCAUGACUGAGUAUUGCCCCAAAGGUAGCUUACAGGAUAUUCUGGAAAACGACUCAAUUGAACUGGACGAGCUCUUCAAGUAUUCCCUGAUGUAUGAUAUCGUCAAGGGUAUGCUAUAUCUUCAUAAUAGCGUGAUACAAACUCACGGUAACCUGAAGUCUUCAAACUGUGUUGUGGAUAGUAGAUUUGUGUUGAAGAUCACAGACUUUGGCUUGACAUCUUUCAGAGAACCUGAUCAUGCUUUUGAACCGGAUGAAGAGGAUUCUUACAAAUACUAUCAAAGGAGAUUAUGGACAGCCCCCGAGCUUCUUCGCCUACCUGAGAUACCCUCUGGGGGAACACAGAAAGGAGAUGUAUACAGCUUUGGUAUAAUCCUACAAGAGAUCAUGUACAGAGAAGGAGUCUUUUACAUCAAGGAUGUUGACUUGAUGCCAGAAGAAAUUGUGAAGAAAGUAGCAAACGGUUACAAGCCAGCAUUCAGACCAACAAUUGAUCGAGUGACGUGUUCACAGGAGAUGAUGGACCUCAUUACAAACUGUUGGAAGGAAGAUUCGAAUGAAAGACCCGACUUUAGUCAACUCAGAGGAAUCAUGCGCAAACUCAACAAGAACUCUGAAAACAAGGGCCUGGUUGAUACGUUACUGUCUAGAAUGGAACAGUACGCUUCUAAUCUCGAAAGCUUGGUCCAGGAGAGAACUGAAGCAUUUUACGAGGAGAAGAGAAAGGCUGAGGAACUCCUUUACCAGAUUCUGCCGAGGCCAGUUGCAGAGGAACUGAAGAAAGGAAAACCUGUGACGGCAGAAUCAUUUGAAUGUGUGACCAUCUAUUUUAGUGACAUCGUGGGCUUCACAAAAUUAUCAUCAGGCAGUACUCCCCUUGAGGUGGUUGAUUUACUCAAUGACCUAUACACUUGCUUCGAUGCUGUAAUUGACAAUUUCAACGUAUACAAGGUUGAGACGAUCGGGGAUGCCUACAUGUGUGUAUCGGGCCUCCCAAUUCGUAAUGGUGACUUCCAUGCCCGAGAAAUUGCCCGUAUGUCCCUUGCCCUCCUUCAUGAAAUAACAUCAUUUAGGAUCAGACAUAGACCGGAGGAGAGACUUCGUCUUAGAAUUGGAGUACACACAGGCCCAGUUGUAGCUGGUGUAGUUGGUUUAAAGAUGCCUCGAUAUUGUCUCUUUGGAGAUACCGUCAAUACAGCAUCUAGAAUGGAAUCUAACGGAGAAGCAAUGAAGAUCCACGUCAGUCAACAGACUAAGAAGAUACUUGAAUUAUUCGGAACUUUCAUCCUAGAACUAAGAGGGGAAGUUGAGAUGAAGGGGAAAGGAACUCAGACAACUUUCUGGUUGAAGGGGGAGCUGAAGGGACAAAAUGGCAUCUGCGAUCUCAAGUAUCAAGAGAUUACAGUGUGACGUCAUGGCGUGGACUGCUAACUGCGCGCAUAAUAUCUUCCUAUUUAAUCCAGCACAUAGCCUGACACACUUGGGACAGAGCAGUGGGAGCACCGCUCAUCCAUAGCCAGAUCAAUAGAAAUUUAGGUUUGAAAAUGCUUCCGACGAUUUUAUCGCUUCUGUGAUUCAUGUGAAACUGUAAAAAUUGCGAAGAAAUUGCUUGUGUGUUAUUUCCAUACUUAAUGAAUAGAUCAAGAGAAAUUGGAUUUUUAUUUCAAAAGUGUCAGCGGUAAUUUUGUUCCUUGUAGGAUAAGGUUGCAAUAGAUUAAUGUUCAAAAAUGUUUAAAAGGAAUGUCCCAUUAACAGGGAUAUCAUCAAAAUUAAGUACAAAAUAUUGACAAAUAUCAUUUCUUGCAAAAUUUUUAUUUUUGGUGACUGAUAUAUGUCGUUUAUUAAUGAAUGUGAUGUUGUAAACAAAUAAUUAAAAAGUUCCAAAGAAAGGGCUAAAUAAUUUAUAACGAAAGGGGUAAAAUUAUGUUUUAUCUAUAUGACUUGCGUAUUCUGUAUCGUAAUAGAGGGGACAUUGUGUGAAACUUUUUGUCACCGAAAUGAAGUAAGUAGUUCAAAAUUAAAACAAUUUUAAGAAUAAAGAUAAUCAUCACACCACACUUUCAAAUUGAGAAUGCUGCAUUUACGUGAAAACCCGUUGGUCCAUUACGCUUCUACAAUAGAUAAAAACAUACAUGAAAAUAUUAUAGAGGAUAUCAUGUUGAUAUUAGAAUCAACGUAUUCAUUGAUAAAUUUUCUAUCGGUACUACCACAAUGAAUAUGUAUUGCUUUAUGAUGUCUAAAUAUUUGUAUGAUGUGUUUUGACAAAAAAAUAUUUUGGCGAGUAUUAUAUUGCUUUAAUUUAGCAUAGGUGAUCACUCCAUUUACUUGGUAAACAUGGAUAUUUUCAAGUUUGAGUUCAUAUUCAACUGUUAUGGUUUCUUGUUAUUGUUUAUAGUUGUUCUUGUUUAUGUUGCAUUAUAAAUGAGUAUGAAUGUAUAAUUGACUUUUGAUUCAUGUCAAAUAGUUCAUACAUUGUUGCCCCUUAAGUGAUGCAUUUUCACAAAAUGAUGUGUACAAAGCUUUUGUUUGUUUUUUGUCUCUCUCUCUCACUCAAAACAAAAUAUUAUAGUUGUAUAAGCCUUAUGUGCAAAAAAUGUGUACGAUUGCAUACACUUUACGGCAGUUUCGACCAAAAUGUGUACAAUAUCAAGGAAGUGCAUCGUCAUUGAUGCCAAAUUGUGAAUACUGUGUAAAAAUAUAUAUGGACUUGUAUUGUUAUGACACAAAUUAAUAGAAUGCAUUUUGUAUUUUAGCAAU
Messenger RNA from Lytechinus variegatus (green sea urchin), 3335 nucleotides. RefSeq names its product atrial natriuretic peptide receptor 1-like. The record is from RefSeq and is a predicted model, not a curated record. Gene Ontology annotation, biological process: receptor guanylyl cyclase signaling pathway; protein phosphorylation; cGMP biosynthetic process. Gene Ontology annotation, molecular function: natriuretic peptide receptor activity; guanylate cyclase activity; ATP binding. NCBI's taxonomy places the organism in Eukaryota, Metazoa, Echinodermata, Echinoidea, Temnopleuroida, Toxopneustidae. The transcript has 17 exons. The coding region runs from base 165 to 1988 and encodes 607 amino acids.